AUGACGAUUGAAGACACGGUGACAUACGAGAGCAAGGGGCACUGCUUCCUGGUGGAGGAAGGCUCGGAGAACAAUAACGUUUUCAGGCGGAACCUGGGGAUCAGCGUGAGAAAAGUGAAGGUGGUUAUCCCCUCUAAAGAGUCGUACGAUAAGCACACAGACGACAAGCCCAGCACGUUUUGGAUGGCCAACCCCAACAAUGAUUACAUUGAUAACGUGGCUGCUGGGUCGGAGGAUUCAGG
Molecule: messenger RNA, 242 nt
Organism: Closterium sp. NIES-65
Lineage: Eukaryota; Viridiplantae; Streptophyta; Zygnematophyceae; Desmidiales; Closteriaceae
Source: the annotation of a GenBank genome assembly